Suillus plorans is the source of this 1996-nucleotide messenger RNA. RefSeq names its product allantoate permease. The record is from RefSeq and is a predicted model, not a curated record. NCBI's taxonomy places the organism in Eukaryota, Fungi, Basidiomycota, Agaricomycetes, Boletales, Suillaceae. Gene Ontology annotation, biological process: transmembrane transport. Gene Ontology annotation, molecular function: transmembrane transporter activity. The coding region runs from base 1 to 1779 and encodes 592 amino acids. Gene Ontology annotation, cellular component: membrane. The transcript has 17 exons.
AUGACGACCUCUGUGAGUGUCCCGGAGAAGCACGCCCUGACAACGGACAGCCUGAUUAGGCCCGUCUCUUUACUGUCUUCUGUUGAAAAAAGAAGUGCUUCUUUGCCCACUGAUGACCUGGUAGAUGAGACGGAGGAACAGUUCUCGUGGACAAAGUCCAUCUUUCGUCCAAACCACACGGUCUCUCAUGACCCUGAUGCAAUCGCGACAAGACGCUCUGUUUUUGAUGAUCCUGGCCUUGCGCAAUACUAUUGGCCCAAUAAGGACUACGAGAAUCUUCACAGAUUCGAUCCAACCGCUCGUUGGACGUACAGGGAGGAAAGGGCCCUGGUCCGCAAGUUGGAUUGGAGGAUUAUGCUUACGGCAGCUAUAGGAUUUUCCGCCUUGAACUUGGACAGGAGCAAUAUCAGCCAGGCAAACUCGGACAAUUUCUUGCAGGAUCUUGAAUUGACUACAGACGGCAAUCAUCCAGACUUCAACCUCGGAAAUACUGUGUUCUUGUUGGCAUUUUUAUGCGCAGAACUACCGUCACAGCUUGUCUCGAAGCGGAUUGGACCGGAUCGCUGGAUACCAACGCAAAUCUGUCUCUGGAGUUUUGUGUCUCUGUCACAAUUCUGGCUGACUGGUAGGACCUCAUUCCUGGUUUGCCGAGCGCUUCUUGGCGUCUUACAAGGCGGCUUUAUCCCUGACCUGAUAUUAUAUCUAUCUUAUUUUUACACGAAGACGGAGCUACCCACGCGCCUUGCCCUGUUUUGGAUGACUGAGAACUUCGUCGCCAUCCUCGCUAGUUUUAUAGCCUAUGGCGUGCUUCACAUGGAUGGUGUGGCUGGCAUUGCUGGAUGGCGGUGGCUAUUCAUAAUUGAGGGAAUCCUCACUCUGCUUAUAGGAAUUUUCUGUUUUUUCAACAUGCCCCCAUCUCCAACGCAGACCAAAGCAUGGUUCAGGCCAAAGGGUUGGUUCACGGAAAGAGAAGAAAUCGUCAUCGUCAACCGAGUACUUCGGGAUGAUCCCACUAAGGGUGACAUGCACAACCGCGAGGGUCUUACAUUGCGUCGUCUCUGGACAGCAGUGUGUGAUUAUGAUCUUUGGCCAAUUUACAUCCUCGGCCUCAUGUUUGGCAUCCCGAACAGUCCCCCCUCGACGUAUCUCACUUUACUACUUACGAACAUCGGAUUCAAUACAUUUGAUACCAACCUCCUUACGAUACCCUCUCUGGCUAUCGGAAUUGUCACUAUGUUUUGGAUCACGCUUGUCUCAGAGUCCGUCAAUGAACGUACGAUUGUAUCGAUGAUGAUGGACCUCUGGACAUUACCUUUCCUCGUUGCACUCUAUGCAUUGCCUAGCAAUCCUAAUCCUUGGAUAUUUUUCGUUGUGGCGACUGGUCUACUGUCAUAUCCGUGGGGUGGUGCUCUCGUAACGCCGGGGCAGUGGCAAGUCGAACAGUCAACGCGUCGUUGUACAACAUGUGUGGAAUUCUCUAUUUUCAAACCUGAGACAUACUCAUCUUCCGCUAGGUUCGUACAAGUCAGCGGAAUCGUAUCCGCACAGAUCUACGUAGCCAGCGAUGCUCCCAGAUAUCAACGCGGCAACAGGACCCUCAUCAUUAUCUGCUGCGUCAACAUCUGUAUUCUGUACCCAGCUACGAAGGUAUAUUACAUCUGGCGCAACCGACAACGAGCUAAGAUUUGGGAUGCGAUGACGACAGAGGAACGUGCCCACUAUCUGAGCACGACCAAGGAUGUUGGAAACAGAAGACUCGAUUUCCGUUUUGCGCAUUGAUGACUUGUUCAAUUAUGUAGAUUUGAUCAAUGCCACCUUGGGGUGCUGAUAGAGAAGCCAUUGUUGCGUGCCAGGAACCACGUUGGUGAAGGCAGCGUGGAAGUCCCCCUCAGACACUGCCCCUUCCCGAAAAAUACGCAGGCCUUCAUAUUGAUAAAAAAAGAAGUCUGGUCAAUCGAAUUCGAUAUAAAAAUAGCUGUAAGAGCCUAGGCCCGGG